UCCUAAACCCCAGGCAGCCUCAGGACGCUGCUGGAGGGAUGGCUGACUGCAGAUUUCUGAAGGCCAGACAGAUAGAAGGGCUCCGAGAACUUGGCAGCAGACGUUGGCAAACCUGUACGGCCAAAGGCCACUCGGGCUAGCGAACGCCGCUGUGCGCUUGACGGUUUCUUUGCGACAGUCGUCGUGACUGCCGUAAAGCGAGGCCUCCGCCGCAGCUCUAGAGUUAGAAGUACCUCUGUUGACAGGAAACAAGAUUCUGUUUCAUAAAGAAGAUGAAAACAACUGGGUUCCUGUUAACAGACACCCAAGAGAACAGCAUAGACCAAUGAGCAGAGUCAAUAAGAACGUGGUCUUGGCCCUUCUCACACUGACGAGCUGUGCCUUCCUGCUGUUUCAGCUGUACUACUACAAGCACUACUUGUCAGCACGGAAUGGAAUGGGUUCAUCAAAAUCCAAAGGAAAUCGAGUUGGAUUUGAUAGCACACAAUGGCGUGCAGUUAAGAAAUUUAUUAUGCUGACAUCCAGCCAAAAUGUGCCGGUGUUCCUUAUUGACCCUUGGAUUCUGGAAUCAAUUAAUAAAAACUUUGAACAAGUGAAAAAUGCCUCUCAAGGCUCGGCCUCAGAAUGCAGAUUUUUCUGUGUUCCGAGAGACUUCACUGCGUUCGCGCUGCAGUAUCACCUGUGGAAGAAUGAGGAUGGAUGGUUUCAGAUGGCUGAGAACAUGGGGUUCCAGUGCCUGAAGAUUGAAAGCAAAGAUCCUCGGCUGGAUGGAAUAGACUCGCUUUCCGGAACUGAGAUCCCUCUGCACUAUGUCUGUAAGCUGGCCACUCACGCCAUCCACUUGGUCGUCUUUCACGAGAGGAGUGGCAACUAUCUCUGGCAUGGUCACCUACGACUCAAAGGGCACAUGGAUAGGAAGUUUGUUCCUUUUCGAAGGCUACAAUUUGGUCGUUAUCCUGGAGCCUUUGACAGGCCGGAGUUACAGCAGGUUACCGUUGAUGGCCUCGACAUGCUUAUUCCAAAAGACCCAGGGCGCUUUCUAGAAGAAGUACCUCACUCCAGAUUUAUCGAGUGCAGGUAUAAAGAAGCCCGGGCAUUCCUUCAGCAGUACGUCGAUGACAACACUGUGGAUGCCAUGGCUUUUCGGAAGAGGGCAAAGGAGUUACUGCAGCUAGCGGCCAAGACGCUGAAGGCACUGGGAGUGCCCUUCUGGCUGAGCAGUGGGACGUGUCUAGGAUGGUAUCGGCAAUGCAGUAUCAUUCCUUAUAGCAAAGAUGUCGACCUAGGAAUUUUCAUUCAAGAUUACAAACCUGAUAUUGUUUUGGCAUUUCAGGAUGCAGGACUUCCACUCAAACACAAGUUUGGGAAGGUGGAGGACAGCUUGGAACUCUCCUUCCAGGGAGAAGCUGAUGUAAAACUUGAUAUUUUUUUCUUCUAUGAAGAGACUGACCAUAUGUGGAACGGAGGCACGCAGGCCAGAACAGGAAAGAAGUUUAAGUAUCUGUUCCCCAAGUUUACACUGUGCUGGACGGAGUUUGUAGACAUAAAAGUCCAUGUUCCCUGUGAAACAGUUGACUACAUUGAAGCCAACUAUGGCAAGGCCUGGAAGAUCCCUGUCAGGACCUGGGACUGGAAGAGCUCACCCCCGAAUGUGCAGCCCAAUGGGGUCUGGCCUAUUUCGGAGUGGGAUGAAGUUAUCCAGCUGUACUGAGAACACUGAGCUCCUGUGGGACGUUUCCCAGAAAGAAGGUAGGCAGCUGUUGAAAGCACUACUAUUUUCUGCCUGGUGUGAGAGCCAAAGAGGAGAAAUGACGAGUUGGAAGACAGAAAAGGUUUUCUGACUCAUGGGCCAUCUAAUCAGUUCUGCCACUCAGCAUUUACUGAGGAGUUUAUGCACCAGGCGAAGUACUAGGAUCUGGUGAACAGGCAGAGAGGAAUGAGAGGCCAGCUUCUCUCUUGCCCUGUUGGUAAGCACUACAAUUUUAUGUUAAGGGAAACUAACCCACUCUCUGAGGAGGUGUACAGUACAAUGUAUUCCAUAAUGAUUUUUAAAAUGUUAAUUAAUGUUUAAACCGGAAAGUGAGCUCAUCAGACAAAGCUAACAAAGGAUGUGUUAGUUGAGAGUAGUUCAUUCCUGCCUGCCCUCGGGAUUUAAGCUGCUGUGUUAGUGUUAAGGUUGUGGGAUAUGAGUUAAUAUUCCAGUGAGUGAUUAGACUUUGUCUCACAGAGAAAAGACAGUGGCCAACUCAUCUUACAAGCAGUGUGAUACACAGUUGACUUCAAGCACUGGGCAUUCUCUAAGGGAGGAUGAGAGCCGAUAGCAGCUCUUGUCAAGACGUACACUGUUUUCAUCUUUGAGAUGAACGUGGAUGCUUAGAUGGUGCUUGAAUCCCUGACAUCAUAAGGAUAUUCUCGCUGACCUGCAGUAGUACUUGCUGAUAAAUCAUUCAGUCGUGCUAUCCAAAAGUUGUGACAUCUCAAAGCUUACGUUCCUUAUUUCAUUCUUAGUCACUCUUAAACUCAAAAAUGGAAGUUACUCAUGAAUAUUUUUAUAUUUUAUGAAUGUACAACUUUUCUGCCUUUAAUUUUAAUAUUGACACUAAGUAAUAAUAGACAUACCUCUUAAUUUUUUAAAAAUACCCUUUAUUUAUUUAUCAACCAUAGCUCCAUAUGUUUAAUUUAUGGCCUGCACACUAAUUUAUUUAGCACAAGAUAUGCCUGUUCUUCUAUCCAAUAUUACUUCACGUUUCCAAAAUGGAGGGUUAACGUGAACCUGGCCUUUACUCCUUUUCCCAGAUUACUGUCUUUAAAGCCUGUGUCCAUCUCUAGAUCUUCAUUCUGCUGAGUGUAAUAGGGCAAGGGCUUCCUACCCCCAAGUACUGCACAUGUGGGACCCUUGACCUACACUCCUGAGUCCGUUGUGGUGGCUGCGCUUCAGCCGUGCAGUCUCAGAGAGAGAUGACACCGUGAGUGCCUGCCUUGCCUGGGAGGGGAGGGUCCACUCCCUGCUGCCUAGGGAUGUGCUUCAUGGCAGCCUGGCAGACUUCCUUUGGCACGUGUAGUUACUACAGCGGAAACCAGGAUAGAUGAGAGAAUGGGCUGGCAGAAAGAAAAGAAAAAA
Rattus rattus (black rat) is the source of this 3121-nucleotide messenger RNA. RefSeq names its product fukutin (gene Fktn). The record is from RefSeq and is a predicted model, not a curated record. Lineage: Eukaryota; Metazoa; Chordata; Mammalia; Rodentia; Muridae. The transcript is spliced from 10 exons. Gene Ontology annotation, cellular component: Golgi membrane. The coding region runs from base 326 to 1711 and encodes 461 amino acids.